Molecule: messenger RNA, 1731 nt
Organism: Anopheles marshallii
Lineage: Eukaryota; Metazoa; Arthropoda; Insecta; Diptera; Culicidae
Product: RNA-binding protein 45
Exons: 4
Coding region: 1-1731 (576 amino acids)
Molecular function (GO): RNA binding
Source: RefSeq, a predicted model, not a curated record
AUGGCAGAACGGCGAUCGGGCGGAUCGAGCCGCAACAAUUUCACCGAGGAGAAAAGCUCCGCCGACACGCCGCCGAUGUCACGGUUGUUUAUCAUCUGCAGCAAGAGCGUAACCGAGGAAAAUCUGCGCGAACAUUUCGACAAGUUUGGUGACAUCGAGGAAAUAUGGAUCGUCAAGGAUCGGUCGACGGGCGAAGGAAAAGGUGUAGCCUACAUAAAGUAUGCAAAAACGUCCGACGCGGCCCGUGCGCUCGAGGAGAUGAACGGGAAAUGCGUCGGGGACAAUACGCGCCCGAUCAAGGUGCUUGUUGCCGCGAACCGGCAGCAAGGUUCGCGCAAGCAGACAGAGAACGAGGAGGAAAAAUAUCUGCGGCUGUUCGUCAUCAUACCGAAGGACAUGACGGAGGAUGCGCUCCGGGAGGAGUUCGGGAAGUACGGUACGGUCGAUCUGGUCACCAUCAUCCGGGACAAGGUGACGAAGGAGGGCAAGGGGUUCGCGUACGUCAAGUUCGGGCGGUUCCUGCACGCGGCCCAGGCGUUCGAGGGAUGCGAUCCCAAGUAUAAGGCGGUGUUUGCCGAACCGAAGCCACCGCGCAAUGCGUCCGUCUCGUCGAACGAGAACUUUGGCGGUUUCGUUGGCGGUGGCGGUGGAGGUGGUGGUGGCGGCGGCGGUGGUGGUGGAGGUGGAGUUGGCGGUGGCGGCGGUGGUGCGGGGGCCGGUGUGUUCGGGGGUGGUGCCGGUAACAGCGCGAACGGAUUUUCCGACGACCGUCGGGUCGGGCCCGGCGGUGUUGGAGGUGGUGGUGGCGGUGGGGCCGGUGCCAUGAUGGGCUUUGCCGCGAUGGGUGGAAACGAUCGACGGUCGGGGGCGGGCGGUGCCGUGGACCGGUGUGGCGUUGGCAACGAUUUCGGCGCGUUCAGCGGAUAUGGUGCCGGGGCGAACAGUGCGAUGGUCCCGAACGGCAACGAAACGAAGCUGACCGUACUGUGCAGUCCCGUGCUGAAUCAGGACCAGCUGUGGCGCCUUUUCGACAUCAUUCCCGGGCUGGACUAUUGCCAGAUUAACAAUGAUUUCAACAACCGCAACGUGACGGCAACGGUCGUGUACAACAACAGCCAGUCGGCCAUGUACGCACGGGACAAGAUACACGGGCUCGAGUAUCCGCCGGGCGAGCGAUUGAUCAUACGGCUCGGCCACGAAUCGGUCGGCACGAUGGGCGGCGGUGGAGGUGGCGGAGGUGUCAGCGGUGCGGUGGAACCAUUCAACGGAAGUGGUAUGGGUGGCGGUAACCGGGGAGGAGGAAUGCCGGUCGAUCCGGCACUGAUAGGACGUGCCGGACCGCCGCUAACCACGCCUGUUUCUUCCUGUUCCCUCGCCGUAGAUCGUGAGGCGGCGUUCUGCAGCGUGCCGUUGCCGCCACCGCAGCCGAUGGCUAGCGCAAAUGCCGAGGUUGCCCAGCGCUGCUUUAUCGUCUGCAUACCGAAGGCGCUGCCGACGAGCGUGCUGAAGCAGACGUUCUGCCGGUUUGGCGAUCUGAUCGAUGUGUACCUGCUGCCGAACAAGAACUGCGGGUACGCCAAGUACGCGUCGGAGGAGUCGGCGAAGAAAGCGAUCAAGCUGCUGCACGGUGUGGACAUAUUGAACGUCCGGUUGAAGGUGUUGGAAGCCGAGGAACCGAGCAAUGAUCGAAGGAAAAGGAUGCGCCACGACGAGCGCAUGGAAAACGAAUAA